UCCCAGAUGGAGGAGCUGGAGGAGAGGCUGAAUGAUGCCCUGCACCAGAAACAGAUCCUGGUCCUGAGACUGGACAGCCAGCUGCAACUCACCCAGGAUGAGAGCAGGAAGCAGCAGGCUCUGAGGAAGCAGGAAACGGACGGGAUCCUACUGAGACAGAAGCAGCUUGGAGGAGACCAACAGACAGCUGUGUGUGUCUAUGAGGUGGUGAGUCCUCUCAAAGCCCAGCUCUCUGAGCUCCAUGUCAAGAGGACCAGCCUGACAGACGACCUGGACACACACAGGACUCAGAUCAAAGCCCUUAUGGAGGUACACAGAGGACAGAUCAAAGCCUUCAUGGUUGUACACAGAGGACAGAUUAAAGCCUUCAUGGAGGUACACAGAGGACAGAUCAAAGCCUUCAUGGAGGUACACAGAGGACAGAUCAAAGCCUUCAUGAAGGUACACAGAGGACAGAUCAAAGCCUUCAUGGUUGUACACAGAGGACAGAUUAAAGCCUUCAUGGAGGUACACAGAGGACAGAUUAAAGCCUUCAUGGAGGUACACAGAGGACAGAUUAAAGCCUUCAUGGAGGUACACAGAGGACAGAUUAAAGCCUUCAUGGUUGUACACAGAGGACAGAUCAAAGCCUUCAUGGUUGUACACAGAGGACAGAUUAAAGCCUUCAUGGAGGUACACAGAGGACAGAUUACAGCCUUCAUGGUUGUACAAAGAGGACAGAUUAAAGCUUUAAUGAAGGUACACAGAGGACAGAUUAAAGCCUUCAUGGUUGUACACAGAGGACAGAUCAAAGCCUUCAUGGUUGUACACAGAGGACAGAUUAAAGCCUUCAUGGUUGUACACAGAGGACAGAUCAAAGCCUUCAUGAAGGUACACAGAGGACAGAUUAAAGCCUUCAUGGAGGCACUGUACUGGACCUGUGAGGUGAGAGAGUUGAGGAGGAGACUGGAGCUGUUGGAGAACGACCACAACGUCCAGACCAGGGAGAGGAAUGAACUGAGUGAAGAGGUGUCUACUCUGCAGCAGUCAGUGAGCCUCCUCCAGAAGGAUAAGGAGUAUCUUCACAGACAGAGCAUGGAGCUGAAUGUCCGCUGUGCCCACCAGGAGGACCGCUUAGAGAGGCUGCACACCCAGCUGGACGACACUCAGAGGGCCAGGGAGGAGGUCUACGACAAAUACGUAGCUUCCAGAGACCACUACAAGACAGAGUACGAGAAUAAACUUGCUGAGGAGCUGGAGAACAUUCGUCUGAAGACCAGCCAGGAGAUCGACAGCCUGCAGAGGACCUCCAAGGAGAUGUACGAGAGAGAGAACAGGAACCUUCGUGAGACGCGUGACAACGCAGUGCUGGAGAAGGACAGAGCGAUGACAGCAGAGAGAGAGACACAGGCCAGAUACGACCAGCUACUAGAACA
Molecule: messenger RNA, 1415 nt
Organism: Coregonus clupeaformis (lake whitefish)
Lineage: Eukaryota; Metazoa; Chordata; Actinopteri; Salmoniformes; Salmonidae
Product: progesterone-induced-blocking factor 1-like
Biological process (GO): cilium assembly
Cellular component (GO): centriolar satellite
Source: RefSeq, a predicted model, not a curated record